GCGCGCGCAGCCGCGGUUCCGGUUCCGGUUCCGACCCGGCAAGGAGGAGGAGCGCGAGCCCGGCCUGCGGAGGUACCAGCAGCUGGCGUCUGCUGCUGCGAUGCUGCCCCGCGUGGGGAUGUCCCUCCGGCGCCUGGCCUGGGCCUGGCCUGGGCCGUGUUGGUGGCCAGCCCCCCGGAGGUGCAGACGACGCGGCGCCCUGCACACGGCCCCGGCUGCGCGCUCCGACAGCAGCGCCCUGGGCUUCCACCGCGCCCUGGGCUUCGGGGACAGGAUCGCCCUCGUCGACCAGCACGGCAGCCACACGUACAAGGACCUCUACUCACGCAGCCUCUGCCUGUCCCGGGAGAUCUGCCGGCUCCGUGGGCGUGCCGACGGGGACCUCCGGGAGGAGAGGGUCUCCCUCCUGUGCGGCAACGACGUCUCCUUCGUGGUGGCGCAGUGGGCCACGUGGAUGAGCGGCGGCAUCGCCGUCCCCCUCUGCAGGAAGCACCCCCGGGCCCAGCUGGAGUAUUUCAUCCAGGACUCGCGCAGCUCCGUGGUCCUCGCCGGCCCGGAGCACGUGGCGCUCCUGAGCCCGGUGGUCCAGAAGCUGGGGGUCCCGCUCCUGCCUCUCCCGCCCGCAGUCUACCACGGGGCAGCCGAGGACCCCGGGGAAGGCCGGGUGCCAGAGUGGGACUGGAGAGACCGGGGCGCCAUGAUCAUCUACACCAGCGGGACCACGGGGAGACCCAAGGGCGUCCUGAGCACCCAUCACAACAUCAGGGCCGUGGUGACGGGGCUGGUCCGCAAGUGGGCCUGGACGAAGGACGAUGUGAUCCUCCACGUCCUCCCGCUGCACCACGUCCACGGCGUGGUCAACAAGCUGCUGUGUCCGCUCUGGGUGGGCGCCACCUGCGUGAUGCUGCCCGAGUUCAGCGCUCAGCUGGUUUGGGAAAAGUUCUUAAGCUCUGAAACUCCACGGAUUAAUGUAUUUAUGGCAGUGCCUACCAUAUACAGCAAGUUGAUGGAUUAUUACGACAAACAUUUUACCCACCCUCAUGUCCAGGAUUUCGUGCGUGCAGUUUGUGAAGAAAAAAUCAGGUUGAUGGUCUCGGGCUCGGCCGCGCUGCCCCUGCCUGUGCUGGAGAAGUGGAAGGGCAUCACCGGCCACACGCUGCUGGAGAGGUACGGGAUGACGGAGAUCGGCAUGGCCCUGUCCAACCCCCUGACCGCAGCUCGCCUGCCAGGCUCUGUGGGGACCCCGCUGCCCGGCGUCGAGGUGCGCAUUGUGUCAGAAAACCUGCAGAAGGACGGCUACCCCUACGUUGUCCACGCGGAGGGAAAUGAGGAGGACACCAAGGUGACCCCAGGGUUUGAGGAGAAGGAGGGGGAGCUCCUGGUCAGGGGUCCCUCUGUGUUCCGGGAAUACUGGGACAAGCCAGAGGAGACAAAAACCGCCUUCACCUCGGACGGCUGGUUCAAAACAGGCGACACGGCCGUGUUCAAGGACGGCAGCUACUGGAUCCGCGGCCGCACGUCCGUGGACAUCAUCAAGAGCGGCGGCUACAAGGUCAGCGCCCUGGAGGUGGAGCGGCUCCUGCUGGCCCAUCCCAGCAUCACGGACGUGGCUGUGAUCGGAGUUCCAGACGUGACGUGGGGCCAGCGGGUCAGCGCAGUGGUGACCCUUCAAGAGGGACACUCGCUGUCCCACAGGGAGCUCAAAGAGUGGGCCAGCGGUUUCCUGGCCCCGUACGCGGUGCCCUCGGAGCUCCUGCUGGUGGAGGAGAUCCCGCGGAACCAGAUGGGGAAGGUCAACAAGCAAGACCUUGUCAGGCAGCUCUACCCGCGCGACUGGGGUGCCCCCGAGACCGGGCGCCAGUGAGCCGGCUUCCCGCCUGGCCACACCUGACCGGAAGGAAACCGCCUCGUGCCCUCUGGCCCGGCCUCGUGGCCACGGCGCCCCGCACGGCUCCGUGUGCUCUGCAGUCCCCGCCCCCCAGGUCCCUGCGGGUCUGGAGGUGUCACGGGGGAAGCAGGUCUCCCUGGAAGCUCAAUAAAGGCUCCACAGAGCAGCAGACGCCUGUCCUGCGCUCCUUCCCAGGGCCUGCGUGGUCCCCACCCACGGCACAGGGAGGGCCCGGUCUGCACGCGUGUGCAUGGUGCGCAGGGCGGGGGUCUCUGGUGGACUCGGACGAUGGUCCUGGGCGUCCAGGGGAGGGCGUUUCCCACCACACGAGCGCCUUGCUGGGGUGUCCGGCACCCGUGGCCCUGGCAGAGGCUCUCUAGGCCUUCAGGGCCAGGGACGCAGCUCAUGUGACCAGAGGGUGGGGGGCAGAGUGCCUGACCCUCGGCCCCCAGAGGGGACCUCCUGGACCAGGGGUCGGCACACUCUGGGACGGGCCAGGGGGCCAGAAUUGGGCUCUGGGGCCAGUGUUCCUUGUCGAGGCCGCAGCCCGGGUCCCACGGACCUCAUACAGAGUCCAAAGUGCUCAGUAGCCAGAGGCCGACCACGAAAGGCCCCGCAGCUGCUCUCCUUGACCCCCAUCCCCUCCCCUGUGCUGCUCCCUCCACAACACCCCCUGCCCCCUUUGGUCUUUGGAUGUCUCCCUCUCCUUCCCAGACCCCCCACCUGCCCCUGCUGCCCGGCCCCCAGGUUCCCUGCCCUCCCCAGCCAACGGCAGAGGUGCCUUUGGAGGCCCAGGUGUCAUGGGGAGGAUGGGCAGGAGCCAGGACAGAGCCGAGGACCUGGUGGGCAGCACGUGGGGGCCAGGGCUGCUCCCCCACCCUGUGUGCGUGGCCUGUGACUCCGCGAGGCCGGCCCCGGGCACGGCGUUUGCUCGGAGGAACGUCCAUCCCAGCGCCCUCCUGCCCGAGCCCUGGACACGCGCUGGUCACCCGCCUGUGCAGCAGGCCAGCCUUCCGGCCUCGGCGCUGGCCCGCAGCCCAGUACUCUCAGGGCAGCACUGGACACUCUGGCUCCUGCUGUCCUCGUGUCCUGGGACCUGGGGACCACGAGCUCCUGGGAAGAAUCGGCUCCCACGUCCCCAGAGCUUUACUUCACCCCACUGGUUUGACUCUGUGUCUUAAUACUGAAAAUUUGAUUCCUGAAAA
Molecule: messenger RNA, 3093 nt
Organism: Eubalaena glacialis (North Atlantic right whale)
Lineage: Eukaryota; Metazoa; Chordata; Mammalia; Artiodactyla; Balaenidae
Gene: ACSF3
Product: acyl-CoA synthetase family member 3
Exons: 10
Coding region: 101-1864 (587 amino acids)
Biological process (GO): fatty acid metabolic process
Molecular function (GO): medium-chain fatty acid-CoA ligase activity
Source: RefSeq, a predicted model, not a curated record